CGUGCGUACUAAACCGGCGCCAAAUACCGCGCGCGCGGGCUACCAGAGAUUUGAGCACGUUCAGUUUUCGUCUGAACGCGCCGCGUGCCAGUGUGCCCUCUCGGUGAAAACGGUUUGCCUUUUUUUUUUGGGGGAUUUUUCCUUUUUACUUAUCCAACGAAUUUAGUUCUCUUCUCUCUCAAAAUGAAACUUACAACGUAAUUGAUUUCGUAUCAUGUGCAAUGGAUAGAAGUUUUCCGACAGCCGCAGUUUAGUUUAUAUUUUUUUCGUGUGCAUAUCUCAAUAUUUUUUGUAUCGAUUUCCCUGAAUUUUUCCAUGAUUUUUUCACUCACGAUGGCUGCAUGGUCAAACUCAAAACGAAGUUUCCAAUUUUUCGUUGUGACAGUGCUUGUAGCGAUCACGGGCUGCGCUUCGCAAACCAUUCAGAUAACGCCCAACGAAGAAGAACCGGUGAGAGAAGAACGGUCGAAAUACGGCGUGACAUGUUAUGGCCCAAACCUCAGYGAAUUCCAAUGGCGUGGUCCCGCGGGUAUAAUAUCACAGAGCCCGCAAUUCAGGGUGCAUUCGCAGAAGUUGGCGAUGCAGCGGAACCAGACCGGACUUCUAUUGGUGUUCGAGACGGUCAAACAGGAGGACGUGGGCCGUUAUUUUUGUACUGCAUCCGGCAUGGACGGACGCGGCCAUUCCAUCAGCAUCACGCUGACCGUGACUAAAAUAUUAGAAUUCGACACGCCCGUUGAACAGAUCACUAACGAGUACACCGACUACUUUAUCAGGUGCAAAGUGAAAGGCAACACAAACCCCACUUUUAUGUGGUCGUACAAUGGUCAGACAUUAAAAGAAAAAACGUCAAGCGGAAAGUAUUCAGUCAUCGAUGGCGGACUGAUGGUACGGAACGUGACACACCUAGAUUCGGGUAAAUACACUUGCAGAGCUUUCGAGACCACUAACAAGUCUAGCGUUUCCGGAAGUACCAUAAUCGAAUUAAAAGUCAGACAUAAACCGGUGUUUUUAAACCACAUGGAAAGCGAUCCCGUUGACCUAUACGUAUUCCAGUCGGACUCAGUUAAUUUGACGUGUCAGAAUUCAGCCGAACCUGCAGCAAACAUGUCGUGGAGUUUCAACGGAAAAUACUUCAUCAAUCCAGCCGACCACUACAUUGUGACGUUCAACAGACCGGAAAAGUUGGGAUCGUACUCGUGCACGGCCACGAAUAAUUUGGGCAAAAUCACCAGACGGUUCAACCUGAUCGAAGGGUUCAAGCCGAAAACGCCCAGCGGUCUGUCGGUGGCGCGUGUCGGCGACAACUACAUCGAACUGCAAGUGUUGCCCAAUGACGAAGGGGACGAGUUGAUUGGCUACAGAGUCGAGUACGUGACGAGAGUCGUGGAACCCAGCGGAAACACUUUCGAAAGUUUUGACAUGAUGAACUUCAAUACUACCGAAGGUCCUUUUGCACUAGUCAACCUCAAGCCCAACACUGAAUACAUAACGAAAAUCUUGGCAAGAAAUCGGGCCGGUUACAGCGAAUACACCGAACCGAUCGUGGUCCGGACGUCGCCGGAAAUAGUCAACAGUGGCGGUAUGGCGACCCACUCCUGCGACGGGUUCCUCCUCCGACAGCUCCUGACCCUCAUYGCCGGCGCUUUGAUCGCGGCUAGACUAUAAUAACUGUCGCCGAUCGAUACAAACAGUCGCAUAAUAUUAGAUCAGUCUUCAUAUAGAUCUAUUCAAAGCUUCUAUAUGUAUUAUAUGACUAAAGCCAUCACGGCAUAAUAUUAUAAUAACAGAUCUAUCUUAUCUUUCUAUAUAUAUACAUAAUAUUAUAAUAACAUAAGUUAUAUUAUACAGCCACCAUCACUCCGGUAUAAUGUAAUACGGUCAUCCACGCAUCGUUAAAAUAGUUUUAUCGGGGCACACGAUUCCCCGGCCGCUUGUUUAAUUUUUAUUGUAUAUGACCUAUAUAUUAUAAUAAUACAUGUCACUUGAUGUCGUUGUGACGUCGACGAUAUUUCAAUAAUAAUAUACUCGUAUUAUUAUAUAUUAUACUAUCCUAGUCCUUUUACUCUAUAUCUAUAUAAACUAUUAUAUCUGUAUCGAAUCCGUAUGAACAAAUACAGUUAUGAUAACACGCUUCAUUCGCGAUUAUGGCGUUCCAAUAACAUUGCCACUCUUUUCUAGGUAAUAUAUACGUCAUAUUGAACACACACACACAUACACAACUCACGUUCGACGUGUAUAUCUCUUUCAAAUGAUACGUGAACAGACAGACACACAAUAUUUGGCUUUUGUCGCAGUCGUCCAAUUCAUCGGCAACGGCUGUGUGUAAUAUUCCCGUGUUCGGUGGAGAGUGAGACUAAAAUAAUAUGUCUGCCGUCGCCACCGCAGUGCGCAAAACAGUGUGUUUAUAUUACAUUAUAUACGACACACAAUCCCGUCAUUCCGAAAUAAUAAUAAUAAUAAUAAUAUUUUUAUAAUAUUAUUAUUGUUGCGUCGACAUAUUAUUAUUGUUAUUUGUUUUUUCGCCAAAGACACAGUCUCCGCUUUUGCCGCCACCACCACCUCCACUUUUAAAAUACGUAGUCGUAUCCUAUUUGCGCAUCGAUGGCUAAAAUAUUCUGAAGAAUAUAAAAAAAAAAAUUAAUGUAAAAUUAUUUACGCGCUUAAGGUUUAUUUCUUCUCCGUAAUAACAUUACGUUACUGUAAAUAUCUAAAUACUCUAACACUAUAUUCUAUAUAAUAUUUUACGCGUACUCUAGUAACGAUAAUCCCAAUAAUAUAUUACAUAGAUAGGUAUUGUUAGGUUUAUAAGUUAUAACAAUAUGUUAUACUAAUAUAUACAGCAUGUUGUGCGAUUAUGAUUGUUUAAGUGGAUAAAAAAAA
Diuraphis noxia (Russian wheat aphid) is the source of this 2883-nucleotide messenger RNA. Its product is annotated as neural cell adhesion molecule 1-like. Gene Ontology annotation, molecular function: protein binding. The record is from RefSeq and is a predicted model, not a curated record. NCBI's taxonomy places the organism in Eukaryota, Metazoa, Arthropoda, Insecta, Hemiptera, Aphididae. Gene Ontology annotation, biological process: cell-cell adhesion.